Penicillium canariense is the source of this 522-nucleotide messenger RNA. Its product is annotated as mitochondrial 37S ribosomal protein mS37. Lineage: Eukaryota; Fungi; Ascomycota; Eurotiomycetes; Eurotiales; Aspergillaceae. The transcript has a single exon. The coding region runs from base 1 to 522 and encodes 173 amino acids. The record is from RefSeq and is a predicted model, not a curated record.
AUGGCUCCCAAGGGCAAUAUUACCACCCGGCUCAACCCGCUCCGCCUCAACACCAUCAACCACCUCCGUGUCCGCCGGCCGAACCAGAAUGAGCAGAAUGCGUGCGUUACGGUCAUGUCAUCGAUGCUGAGUACGUAUUUCCCUGGCCCGUUGCAUUCAGGCUUGCCCAGGCACCGAUUGAUGCCGAGCUUGCCUGGAUACAAGCGGGCAGCUACAACAAUUGUCGAACUCCUCACAUUGGAUGAACUGCUGACCACAGUGUGCUGCAACCAGACUGCUGGGCUUCCCAAGGGUACGGCCACGAGGGCUGCGCCGCUCUUGAGGCGCAAUUGCGCAAGUGCAUGGACGCACCGGUACGUUUCACCUUCUGUAUUCUUCCACCUCCCCCAACAACCCGCUGACAAUCCCUCUCGCACCCUCCAGAAAUCACAAGAGAAGAAGAAGAACACUGUCAACUACCACUUGAUGAGAAUGUACCCUAAGGUCGUGGGGCCGCGCAAGAAGGACGGUGUUCUGGGGUAA